ACCGAUUCUACGUCUACGUAUUCAGCCAACCCCCACACACAAAUGCUUCUCUAGGCAGCUACCAUUCUUCCUUCCAUCCGACGCACCGCCAGCAGCUGGGGGAGUCGCAUAUUUCAUGCAAUCCCCGAAGCUUCAGAACAUCUCUAGACGAAAUGCUUCAUAAAAGUGUCUGCCUACAUAAAGUGGCUGGGAUGCCGACAGGAAUGUCCCAGGCUCACCAUAUAUAAACCUAUAAACCCCGCCAUCACCAUCAUUCUUUGUCUCCAGCAACAACCUCGCCUCACACGACACCCACCACACAAUGACCGUCAUUGAAAUCGACAUAGUCUUCGACUUCAUCUGCGCCUGGUGCUACAUCGGCAAACGCAGCCUCGACCGCGCCAUCGCUCUGUACCGCAAAACCUACCCGGGCGGCCGCAACGACACCAUCAUCAUCAAAUGGCGCCCCUUCUAUCUCAACCCCAACCGGCACGGGUGCAGCGUGCCCAAGUCCGUUCUUUUCGAUGAGCGGCUUAAGGACAAGACGCCCGAGCAGCGUGCCGCGAUGGUCAAGCGUCUGGAUAAGAUCGCCCAGUCGGUAGGUGUCCGCAUUAACUACGGGGGCAUGAUUGGGCCGGACACGCGCGAUGCGCAUCGCCUGGUUUAUUUGAGUCGGGAGGAUCCUACGAUUAGUUCGGAGGUCCAUGGGGAGCUUGUUGAGAAGCUGCUCGAGGCGUACCAUGAACGCGAGAUGGAUAUCUCUCGGCCGGAGGUGUUGAGGGAGGCGGCGGUAGCGGCGGGGAUUGAGGCUGCGGUGGUGGAGAGGUGGCUGGCGGAGGAUGUUGGUAAUGUGGUUGACGAGGAGGCAAGGAAGAAUAGAGAGAUUGAAGGGAUUAGGGGGGUUCCGAGAUUCCUCUUCCAAGGCAAGUAUGAAUGGGAUGGCGACGAUCUGCAAGAGUUUAUGGAGAUCAUGGAGAAGGUGAAGGCAGAGGAGGGAAGUGAAGGAGGUCCUUGACAACCAUGUAAGGACUAUUGGGACUAUUGGGCAUGUUGAUCGUUGUUAUGUACAGCUGGUAGUCUACCAUGUUCCCAGAGUCGAUUGCUAACAUACACUAACGGGGCUUCCGUAGUUUCAACUGAUACUUGAGAGCCUUGUUCGUGCUCCAUAUGGGCUUUACCUGACAAGACCUCCGGAACCAAAUUGGAAAGGUUCGCAGCUCUGCGCCGGUCUGGGUAUCCCAGAGCUUGAUAGUUAUUCUUCGCUUGACGAGCCUCCCACUGCACUGCAUGUAGCAAUUAGCAUACCAUCCCAAGGCUGGUAGGC
Molecule: messenger RNA, 1303 nt
Organism: Aspergillus novofumigatus IBT 16806
Lineage: Eukaryota; Fungi; Ascomycota; Eurotiomycetes; Eurotiales; Aspergillaceae
Product: DsbA family oxidoreductase
Exons: 2
Coding region: 302-994 (230 amino acids)
Molecular function (GO): oxidoreductase activity
Source: RefSeq, a predicted model, not a curated record